Messenger RNA from Rotaria sp. Silwood1, 1774 nucleotides. NCBI's taxonomy places the organism in Eukaryota, Metazoa, Rotifera, Eurotatoria, Philodinida, Philodinidae. The record is from the annotation of a GenBank genome assembly.
AUGCUCACUGAUGAGCUAAACACUGCAGAAUCUCGUCGUCUUCUCAAGAUCGUUGAUGACAUGAGAGAAAUAUUACAUUAUGAGAAAAUUUCUCUUCCUCAUAUUGUUGUUGUUGGCGAUCAAUCAGUAGGUAAAUCAUCUGUUCUCGAAGCACUAAGUGGGGUCCAAUUGCCACGAGCACAAAAUAUUUGCACUCGAUGUCCACUCGAAUUACGCAUGAAAAAUAUUCGAUUGAAUGAGAAAGAGUAUGCUACUAUUCGAUGUGAAGGUGUACCUGAGAUCAGAGUCAACAACUUUUCUGAGAUCAUGAGCAAGGUAACAGAUUGUACAGUACGAUUGGCAGGUGCAGGACUUAACGUUUCAUCAAAGCCUAUUUACUUAACGGUAUAUAAGAAAGAUAUCCAAGCAGAUUUGACAUUGAUUGAUUUACCAGGUAUUACUCGUAAUCCAGUUGGUGGACAAUCGAAAACUAUUUAUAAAGAUAUAGUUGAACUUAUUGAAAAUUAUAUUAAACCAGAAACAGCUAUUGUCUUGCAUGUAAUUCCUUCAUCUGUCGAUUUUACAACCUCAGAAUCGAUUCAACUUGCAAAAAAGAAUGAUCCACAGUGUGAACGACAAUUGAUUGCUGUAUCAAAAAUUGAUAAAUUUGAUAAAGGUAUUGGUGAGAAACUUCAAGGUAUUGGACCAGGCUCAAUGACAUUAAAACUUGGUUGUGUAGCUGUCCUUAAUCGUACACAAGAAGAAAUAGAUCAAAAUAUUCCAUUUGAUGAAAUGCGACGACGAGAAGAAAAAUUUUUUCGUUCCAAUAAAGCUUUUGAAGAUGUACCAGAGCGAUAUCUUGGCAGUGGGCAAUUAGUCAAACGACUUGCUUUAAUUCAACAAGAACGCAUUCGUUCAACUCUUCCUUCAAUAAUAGAUAAACUUAAACAAGAAAUCAAGUCAAAGAAAUCUGAAUUGAAACAAAUGCCACCACCGGUUACUUCUGAAAUUGAUUGUUGGGCAUUGUAUACAGAUUUAAUUAAAAAAUAUCGUGAAAUCAUUAAUGCACGUGUUCAUGGCAUAUACGAUAAUGAGAUGCAAUUGAAAAUUGAACAAUCAGCCAUUGUAACAACUGAUUUAUCAAGAACAGCUAUUCUUACACAAACGUCUAAUGAUCAGUUUGAUGAACGUAUUGCCUUUCAACUAUAUAAUCGACAAAAAGAAUAUAGAGAAAAACUAAAAAAUUCUUUCACCCAUUUCUUUUCAUCAGAAUAUCAAAAACUCGUAUUAAAACUACUUGAAGAAAAUGCUGGUGUUGCUUUACCUAAUUUUCCAUCAUUUAGCAUCAUUGAACGACUUUAUCGUGUUGAACAAAACAAAUUUCGAAAACCGUGUAAAGAGCUAAUUGAAUCGUAUACUGAAUAUACGAAAAAAGUGUUGAUUAAAAUAUUAAAUCAAGUUUUUGCUGAAGAAACAAGCUAUAAAUAUCAAAUAAUACACAAAUUAACGGAUAUCAUUUUACGUACUAUCGAUGAAAAUGAAGAACAAUGCAGUAAUGACAUAAAAAAGAUGCUUGAAAUUGAACAACGUGUAUUUACACUUAAUCAUUAUUACAUGGAUACAGUCAACAAAAUCAAAAAAAAAUAUCAAGAAUAUAAUGAUAGUCUUAAAUUAAGUAAGUUUCACUUCUAUACAUAAAAUGUAUGCAUAUCAACUAUCGGUUUUCUUUUUUAGAUGGAAAUACGAAGGUUUCACCAACAUUUACUAUCAAUGAUUUUGUAAUAGAUGUGAGUGG